Acanthopagrus latus (yellowfin seabream) is the source of this 2041-nucleotide messenger RNA. RefSeq names its product Rho guanine nucleotide exchange factor (GEF) 3, like (gene arhgef3l). The record is from RefSeq and is a predicted model, not a curated record. The transcript has 13 exons. Gene Ontology annotation, biological process: intracellular signal transduction; positive regulation of Rho protein signal transduction. Lineage: Eukaryota; Metazoa; Chordata; Actinopteri; Spariformes; Sparidae. The coding region runs from base 196 to 1764 and encodes 522 amino acids. Gene Ontology annotation, molecular function: guanyl-nucleotide exchange factor activity.
GAUUUGUGAGAUGAGGAAGAAAGUGAGGAGGAAGGAGUACAUCGAGCUGUGACAAAGCUCCCUGCAAACAACUCGGUGUGUUCAUGAAACGGUGGGGGAGAAAAACACUGGCUGUAACCUCGGAUUAUUUCAAACUUUUCUCACUUUGAGAAUGUGUAAUGUUGCUGUGAAGAUGCACUGAAGAAAGAAGAGAAGAUGGAACUGGAGGAGACCGGUGAAAAAAGGACUUCCUGGUAUGUCUCACCAGGAGAGACAAACUCCAUCCCCUGUGACCAUGCUGGUAAGAAGAGAAAACAAGACCCGGGCCCCGAAUCUGUGAUCAGAAUCAUGGAGGAUGAAGAGGAAGAUGAGGAGGGUGAAAUGAUGUGCGACCACAUGAAGGAUUCAGAGGAGCCCAGUAACAAAAGGGUCAAACCUGUGGGGAAGUCCAACAGCCUCACAGGUGUCAUAACCCCAGUGAAGACCCCCGCUCUCAAACGCAUCGGACAGUCUAUUUCGCGCUCGAUCAGUUUUCGCACGGAGGCUCGACCUUUGCCCCCGGCCGCCCUGCGCCCCCGCUCAAAGGCCUCAUCGUUUCCACGCCGACGCAACAGCCAGUGCUGGAGUGACACGGUGGAGAGUCACGACCUCACUGUGAAGGAGAUCAAACGUCAAGAGGUGAUUUAUGAGCUGACUCAGGGAGAGAGACAACUCAUCGAUGACCUCAGUCUGGUCAAGAAGGUGUACUAUGAGCCCAUGCUGAAGCUGGACAUCAUGACGGAGAGCGAGCUUGGACAGAUCUUUGGGACACUGGACUCCCUCAUUCCUCUCCAUCAAGAUCUUCUGGGUCGUCUCGAGCGUCUGAGGGGAUCGGAGAAGACGGUGGGAGAGGUGGGGCCCACUCUCAUGAACUGGUUUCCUUGCCUGGAGGCCUACGUUACAUACUGCUGUAACCAGGUGGGGGCUAAAGCCCUGCUGGACCAGAAGAAGCUGGAGAAGAGGGUGGAGCACUUCUUGCGCCUGUGUCAGGAGUCUUCGUUCAGCAGGAAACUGGACCUGUGGAACUUCCUGGAUCUCCCUCGGAGCCGUUUGGUCAAAUACCCCCUGCUGCUGAAAGAGAUACAGAAGUGCACACCUGCAGACCACCCGGACGAGGACACGCUGCCUGAUGCUUUGGAGCUGAUCCAGAGCAUCGUGGCGGAGGUGAACAAGAAGACAGGCGAGGCGGAGUGUCAGUUCUACAGGCGGGGUCUCAGCUACCUUGAAGAGAGUCAGAGACUACCAGAGAUCCAGCAGUCCCGCUUCCUCUACUGCCACGGAGAGCUCAAGAACAACAAGGGCCAGCGGCUGCACGUCUUCCUGUUCGAGCUGGCUUUGGUGCUGAGCAGGCCCGCUGAAGAGAGAGACGGAUUUCAGGUGUUCAACGUGUACAGACAGCCUCUGCCCAAUGCCCUCAUCAACCUGGAGGAGAUCCCAGACGGAGAGGCAGCGGGAGGAGGCACUUUCAGGGGAGCCUUCACUGGAGGGAAUGAUAAAGUGAGGAACUGUUUCCGUGUGAGCAGCAGAGGACGCUCCAAACUCCACCCGUAUUGUCUGCAGGCCAACGACUCCUUCAGCAAGCAGCAGUGGAUCACCUGUCUGCGCCAGGCCAUCGUGCACUCGCGAGACAAGAUGGCUCAGACCAGCCAGUCGCAGCUCUCCCCUCACGCCGAUCCCGCCCUGUAUCACAUAGCCGAGCUCAGCCUCAGCUCGGACACAGAAAUGGCAGACCAUACCAGUCGCUGACUGUUGGAUUGAUCAGCAGGAGAUCCUGGGGAUUUUCUAUACAUUUGUACAUUGAUAUAAGAGAAAAUGAGAGACUAUCUGUGAGAGAUGAUUGUGCUUAGACACACACAAGGAUGAUAUUGUUUUCAUGCAUUUUUCUGAUGGAUUGUGUGAUUGUGGUGAUCUGUGCUGUGCGUCCUGGGGACAGUAUUACUGAAUGUAAAUGUAAAAUGUUUCAUUGUUUUUUUUUUUGUUGUUGUUGUUUUUUUUGUUUUUUUUAAUAAACUGACACUUGGAA